Molecule: messenger RNA, 2626 nt
Organism: Drosophila persimilis
Lineage: Eukaryota; Metazoa; Arthropoda; Insecta; Diptera; Drosophilidae
Gene: heix
Product: ubiA prenyltransferase domain-containing protein 1 homolog
Exons: 2
Coding region: 575-1639 (354 amino acids)
Biological process (GO): menaquinone biosynthetic process; vitamin K biosynthetic process
Cellular component (GO): endoplasmic reticulum; Golgi membrane
Molecular function (GO): prenyltransferase activity
Source: RefSeq, a predicted model, not a curated record
GCAAGAGUGAAAUUCAAUUAUACAUAAAUCAAUCAAUCAAAGCAGGCGCUACCACUACACACAGAGUGUCCCUGCUUGGCCCUACAGCCCGGAAGACAUCGGCGCAGGACGUGAAAAGCACGCAGAACUAAAGCCUGCAAAAUUGGAGCUGCUCGGUGAAAUUUUGUGGUUGGGACACUGCUGCUGCUGUGGAGGCGCCCCCACCCCCAGUCCGUAUCGUAUUCAUCCCCAGCUCCCUGCCGCCACACACACCAAACACACAGUCGCAAGAUGCUGUGUAUACAAUAUUAGCGAUUAUUGAGAAACUACGCGCAGAACACGCACACACUUAGGCGGGCAUAUACACGGACCAGGUAGAAAUCCGCCGUAUUUGCAGCCGCAGCAGAGCUGCCCAUGUGCCGGCAAAAGAAGCAACAACACAAGAUAUUUCGCUGAAUUAUUUAUGCUUUUAUAAACAAUUCCACCCCACUCCACACCCCACGGUGGAAGGUCAAACAAACGCAGAAUAGUUUGUGUGUUCUAGCGAAUGAACAGAUAGAUAGAUUUCCGCGCCAGUUAUAGUUUGGAGCUUGCAAUGGCAACAAGUAGAAACGAAAGCCUGGUACCGGACGCAACGCAGCUGCUGCAGGAACGCCGUCAUCAGCCAAAUGGCACUGCCUCUGCAACAGCAACGAACGGGAAAGCGUCAACAGCACCCACGACAUCCACGAUGAUGGCCAAUUCGGGUACUUUUAUGAAAUUUAAAACAUAUCUGCUGGCUCUGCGUCCUUGGUCGCUGUCUGCCAGUUUAGUACCCACGCUGCUGGGCUCCGCGUUGGCCUAUCGCUCCCAGUGGGCUGCGGAAUUCUCGUUACUCACCUUCUUCCUCACUGCCUUCACCGCGGUCACGGUCCACUGUGCCGGUAAUGUGGUUAACACCUAUUUCGAUUUCAUCAAAGGCAUUGACAAGCAGAAGGCUGACGAUCGCACGCUGGUCGAUCACAUACUCACCAAGGAUGAGGUGGUUUCGCUGGGCGCCAUCUUAUACAUGGCCGGCUGCGGGGGCUUCGUGCUGCUCGCCGUACUCAGUCCGGCCAAAAUGGAGCACCUGGCACUGAUCUACUUUGGUGGUCUGUCAUCGAGCUUUCUGUACACAGGUGGCAUUGGUUUCAAAUACAUUGCCCUGGGCGAUCUGGUCAUCCUGAUCUUGUUUGGGCCCAUCUCGGUGCUAUUCGCAUUCAUGUCACAAACGGGUCAUGUCGAUUGGACAACAAUGGGCUAUGCCAUACCGCUGGCCCUCAACACGGAAGCCAUCCUCCACAGCAACAAUACGCGCGAUGCGGAGAGCGAUUGCAAAGCGGGCAUUGUCACCCUGGCCAUACUCAUUGGACGCACUGCGUCGCAUGUGCUCUACGCCAUGCUACUUUUUACACCAUACUCUCUGUUCUUCAUCUUUGGCCUGAAGUACUCCCUGUGGUUCCUGCUGCCACUUGUAACACUCCCGCAGGCCUUUAAGAUCGAGAAGCGGUUCCGUAACGAGCAGACGAUGCAUCUGGUGCCGCGGCAGACGGCCAAGCUGAACUUCUUCUUUGGCAUUCUUUAUAUUGUGGCCUGCUGCUGUGCCCAACAGUUGCCCACAUUUGUGCUUCGGAAAGUUUAAAAAGGGAGAUUACUACGAGACGACGGAAUCAAAUCGUAAAUCGCUGCAAAAUGUUUAGGGAAUUUCAUUAGUUUUUAUAGUCAAUGAGUGUAGCCGUAACCUCGUCUCGUGAUUUUGUUCUAUUGAAAAGGAAAAAGAAAACCUGAAAUGUAAUUUUGUGUCAAUUUCGCGCAGGUUUUGAUGUUGCACAAAAGUUUCGAACGCUUGCUAGUCUCCCAAUAAGUCUUGUCUUAAACAUCAUUUGGAACUGAACAUAUCCUAUGUACCCUACCUAUACUGUAUACUCGCUUUUAUUUAUUUCACCUUUCAUUACUAUACUCUUCCUCUCUCGCGCGUUGGGAAUCACGGACCAAAAGAAUGUCGAUGUGCAACAACAGUCAGUAAUCAGCUUAUAUAUAUCCUUGAACAUAUAUAUGAAUAGCUGAAUUGAAUUGAAAUGUUAGUUAAAGUUAAAAAAUCAUAGCCAUAAAUGGUGCAGCAGAUACUUAAGUUUUUUCGUGUGUGCGUGUGAAUCAAAAUGCAGAUUUACUUUAUAGAAAUGCUUGAAAUGCAGCUAAGUUAAGGAUAAUUCGUGUGUGGAAGCUGGCUUUGCUUUUGUGUAACCAUUGUUAGAGUUUUUACAUAUAUUAUAUACACCAUAUAUAUAUAAAAAUAUACUAUACAUCUAGAUCAUGUAAGCCCAGUGUCUAGCGGCAGGCUCAAGAGUGAGAAAUAUCGAAAGCGAAAAACACAAAUUUAAAUUUAAAUUUAAAGAAAAAGAAAAGGGGAAUAUAUACACAAAUAUUUGUAAAAGACGAAAGUCGAAAGAGCAACAAUUGUUUUCCAUUAACAAUAACAAAUAGCUUUAACAAAAGAAUAGAGAGAAGAGAACCGAAAGAAGGCAGAAAAGUCAAAUCCAUUUGUAUCCAAAAUCCAUUGUGUAAUUUUGAGCAAUUUUACGUGGCAAUAAUAAUUUGUACGCUUUGUUUUUUGGUACAUUGUACAAGA